Rhododendron vialii is the source of this 1441-nucleotide messenger RNA. RefSeq names its product UBP1-associated proteins 1C. The coding region runs from base 70 to 1062 and encodes 330 amino acids. Gene Ontology annotation, molecular function: DNA binding; zinc ion binding. The transcript is spliced from 6 exons. NCBI's taxonomy places the organism in Eukaryota, Viridiplantae, Streptophyta, Magnoliopsida, Ericales, Ericaceae. Gene Ontology annotation, biological process: negative regulation of transcription by RNA polymerase II; rRNA processing. The record is from RefSeq and is a predicted model, not a curated record. Gene Ontology annotation, cellular component: nucleolus.
UUAAACCCUAAACACCAAAAUCCCCAAAUACUCUCUCUUUCUCUCUCUCUCUCUCUCUCUCUCUCUAAGAUGGUGUGGUUCCAGUGCGAGGACUGCGGGGAGAACUUGAAGAAGCCCAAGCUGCUUAACCACUUCCGUAUUUGCUCAGCAACCAAGUUGUCGUGCAUUGAUUGCGGAGAAGUAUUUGGGCAGCAAAGCGUUCAAGGUCACACUCAGUGCAUUACGGAAGCGGAAAAAUAUGGUCCGAAGGGCCAAGGGAAAGCUCCAAAUGGAAUGGCUGCAAAGCCAAAAAAUGAGGCAAAGCAGAAACCGGAUUUUGAUGUAAAUGUUGGAUUAUCUGAACGCCCUCCAUGGUUUUGUAGUCUCUGUAACACUAAGGCUACUAGUAAGCAAACCCUGCUUCUCCAUGCUGAGGGUAAAAAGCACAGAGCGAAGGCCCGGGCUUUCCAUGCAGCUAACAAACAGCCUGAACAGGCAGAAAAAUCCACUCCAAAUGUCGUGGCCUCACCAGAAAGCAACCAAAAGGAUGAAUUGCCCAGCAAUAGAAACAUAGAGCCACCAAAGGGAGAAAAUCUCCCUAAAGUUGCUUCUAUGCACAGCUCUGAAGCAGAAAAUUGGAGUGUGCAAUCAAGUAAAAAAAGAAAGCUGGAAGCAACUGAAAAUGAUAGCACCAGGGAUGUGUCCGGAGGUGCAGUGUCAGGUGAAUUAGGCAAUGGGGAAGUGAUUCAGGUUGAAAGAGCAGAGAAACAAAAAAGCAAGCAUGAAGAUAAGAAAGCUAAGCACGGUGUGACGGAAGAGCAUAAAGUAGUGGAGGAUAGCUCAACCAAAGAAGAUGCAAAGAAGAAACUUAAGUGGAAGAAAUUGAUCAAAUCAGCCUUGAAAUCGAAUCCGGAUGGAGUUCUGAAAUUGAGGAAACUGAGAAAACUUGUUCUGGGCUCUCUAAGAGAGUCUGGUUUUAUAGAGGAUGAAAGCCAACUCGCAGAUAUGCUUGAGCAGAAGAUCAAUUCAAGCUCCAAGUUCACUGUUGAUGGCAAAUACGUCCGUUUGGUGGCCAAAAGUUGAGGAUGCCUUUUUUGUUCUUACUAGGAGAUUGGAAACCCUCGAAGCUUCACCUGCCGCCUACUGUAGUAUCUUUUCCAUUGCAAUCCUUUCUUUAUCGGGCAAGUGGCAAGCAUUCAAUUGGCUAUACUUUUCGGAUCUUUUGAUCGAGUUCUAUAUAUUCAUCUGUUGUUGGUAUGGAAAAUCUGGGGUUGUCUUGGAACAAGACCAAUUGUUUUUCUCCUGCAUUUUCUUUCCUGUAAGAAGGGUUUGGAAACAUUAGUAACCUAGUGUGAAUUCAGUUUUGGUGAAUUAACAAUCUGUUGGAAAAUAGGCGAGUGCAAAAGGACUUAUUUUACUUUGGAUGAUAUUCGAUAAUGGAAUUCAAAUGAUGUUAUUGUUA